UAUAAAAGCUGGUUCGUUCGGCCGCGUGCCUAGUGUAUUUGUGUAUUUGCAACGAUGAAGCGUUUCGUGGCUCUCGUGGGUGCGCUCGCGCUCCUCUCUGUCUACCACGCCGCGCCAGCCACAAAUACGGCUCCUGUUGUGGCAGAAAAUGGGAAAGUUGCGAUAGGACUUAUAAGUGGUGGAAGCUUUGGCCCAGGAAGUUUUAGUGUCGGUGGUAGUACCAUCCGACCACAAUUUGGUACCAUAAGGCCACCAUCCAACCACGAAGAUGAUGGCGAUAGACUCGAUACGUAUAAGCCAAAUAAAGGAGAAAACCAAGGUGGAUCAUGGUAUACACCAUAUAAACCAGAGAAACCCUGGAAGGGGCAAGCAGGCCAGGGAGGCCACGGACACGGAGGAACCAUCAGCAUUGGCGCAAUAAUUGGUCCUAAUGAUGAUAAAAAAGACGACAAAUGGCAGAACAGCUUCCAAAAGCCAUUCUGGUCUGACGGAGGCAGCUUAUCAUCAUUCUUGAACAGCGAAGACGGCAGCUACCACUUCCCAGCUGGGCACCAAUACUCUCUCAACACUGACGAUGAUGGAAAUGUUCACAUCAGUUCAAUCGUUGGCGGCGAAUACGGAGACGGAGCAAUGAGCAUCAAUUAUAACAACAAGCCUGGAGUCAACGUGCCUAACCAGAUAAGCGGUGCUAUUAAUGGAAAACCUGGAUAUAACAGUGCGGAUAAUGAAGCAGGUAUUGGUGUAGGACAUGGAGUAAACAGUAAUAAAAAGGGCGGUUCAGAAAAUAGUCAACACAAUUCCGGAUAUUUUUCUGGAAAUAAGGGCGAUUCUUGGAUUUGGGACUAAAUACAAAGAAUUUGCUAUAGAGUUUUAUACUCUUCUUGGCUGUCGGGUAAAAAUUGGUCUGUAUUAAAAACAGUAUUAGUGGCUAAGCUAAAAUUAAGUCAGUAUUAUUUUUUACAAUUGUUUUGUUACUUUAGAGAUGCAUUCAGAUAUUUAUUUUCAUUAUCAUGUUUAUGUCAUUUUUGUACUGUUUUAAAAGUGCAUUGUGAUUUGUGAUAACCAAAAAUUUACUUACAAAGAUUUACAUUCAGAUGUUACAAAUUGAAGUGCUAAAUAAAUUAUUCCAAUAUUUGAA
Messenger RNA from Helicoverpa zea (corn earworm), 1138 nucleotides. RefSeq lists its product as uncharacterized. NCBI's taxonomy places the organism in Eukaryota, Metazoa, Arthropoda, Insecta, Lepidoptera, Noctuidae. Bases 55 to 846 code for a protein of 263 amino acids. The transcript has 3 exons. The record is from RefSeq and is a predicted model, not a curated record.